AUGUGGCACAAGGAUCCCCAGCAGACUACCCUAUAUAAAAGCAACUGGAAAUGCUGCUUGAUGUUGCUCGCGAUUGCUGCGCUGACUUUAUGUCUGCCAUCCAUUCCUGACGGGGCUGAAGACCAAGCUAGGGUAGCCACCUAUUAUCACUUCGGCGAUUUGUUGCGACCAGAACAUGAGGAUAGCACAGAACCUGAACAGCUGAACCAUCCGGUUGUCGAAUUCCGCAAUUGUUUAUCGCCGCCCAAUCAUCUUCCAGCUCAAUCGACUCAGCUUACCCGGGGAGAGUCACCAACAUUUUGGAUUGCAAAUAAUCAAGCAUCUUUUGAUUUUAUACCAGCGGCAUAUUUACCAUCAAAUCAUUUUAUUCACUCUCCUGUUCCUCAUCCAGCCUACCAGAACCCACCGGCGGAAACCUCAUCAUCAGUAGUUCCCGAUGAACAGGAUGGCUUGGUUCGAGAUUCUAGUUGGAGAGCCGAACUUGUUCCAAAUGCCAAGCGAGCUAAAAAGCACGCUUCGCCUAGGUUUUUGCCCAAUCCGAUUGUGGCACCCUUACAUCAAUAUAGUCUCCGAGCCAACUUGCUUGAUGUUGUACCUCAUAAGGAAAUCAUCUCCAGUAACCGAAGUCUUUAUCGAACGAUGGCUGAACCUCCACUGUUAACCAAUUGCAUUGAAGCAUUCGAACAGUUGAUUUCAUAUGCCACUCUCCCGCGUAGAAACUUCGAAAGAUUAGAUAUUCUUGGGGACAAGCGCGUCAAGCUGUGUCGAUCUUACAACAGAGCAGGUUUGUUGGUCGAACAGAUCAGGGUAUUAAAUUAUCAGGACAGGGUGGUGAAGAAUGGGGUUAUGAAAGAAUACAUGUCUAGUCUUUUAAAAUGGAUUCAUUUUGCCAGUAAGGCCGCGAUGAACAAGUUGAAUAUUGAUACUGACACGCAACAUCGAUACGAACUAGUCUUCUGGCAAUGGCUUUACUACGAGACUUUUGGACCCGCACAAAAUCUUCCAGCCUUCGGAAGAAUCGACCCAGAGCGAGCACGGCUUUAUGAUCCAGAGAAUCCGUUUGGGACGGUACAGAACCAUUUGAUCGACUACCUAUCUCAAAAAUCACCACCGAUUCACGUCUUGACCAAGGCAAUCAUUAUCUUGGGAAUCUGGUACAAAAAUUUCCAUCCAGAGAUCUGGCAAUGGCUCGAUGAUUCUUCCUACACCUCAUGGAUCGAAGCCGAAAUUCUUGAGAUCUUAAAUCGCCGGGGAAACAGAGAGUGGGGAACCCCCCUUGACCCGCAGGACAGAGAAACGCCACAUCUUUCAAGAAAGCGGAAGUCCACUCGUACUCAAAAGCAGGCUAUGAAGUCCAUUGAAAUCCUGUCCAGUCAUGGAAAUUUUCUCCCCGUUCCUUGGGAUCAGUUGAUGUCAACUACCCAUGUGUCGCAAGCAGACAGGUCAUAA
Molecule: messenger RNA, 1449 nt
Organism: Puccinia graminis f. sp. tritici CRL 75-36-700-3
Lineage: Eukaryota; Fungi; Basidiomycota; Pucciniomycetes; Pucciniales; Pucciniaceae
Exons: 3
Coding region: 1-1449 (482 amino acids)
Source: RefSeq, a predicted model, not a curated record